Molecule: messenger RNA, 1380 nt
Organism: Drosophila ananassae
Lineage: Eukaryota; Metazoa; Arthropoda; Insecta; Diptera; Drosophilidae
Exons: 2
Coding region: 604-747 (47 amino acids)
Source: RefSeq, a predicted model, not a curated record
AACAAUUUCCGGCACGAAAAGAACGCCACGAACGCAUGCCAACGAAUCGGCAACCGAUGCCACCGAGGCUCAACUGGUGAGACUCGCACGAUUCAGGACGAUUCAGGACGAAGGACGAGGCCCGAACGACCAGCUAUAAGAAGCCGCCUGCAAAGCCAAAUAGUCGGAGUCGCGUUAGCAACGUCAAGCCGAAAACAUCGCGGCAUUUUCUGAAAAGCAAACCAAGUCGAACAGUCAGCCUACGAAAUAUUACGUAUACGCCGCGUGGAACUGUCGCCAAAAGAAAAACAUAACAGUGAAGUGAAGCUGUCUGAAAAAAAAAAAACAGAAAAAUAAGGAAAAAAGAGUUCUCCGCCUCGGCUCGUUAGUGGAAAAUUUUGUGCCUUUUGGCCAGUUUACGAGCGGCUCAGCAUAAAUUGCUGGUCUCCAUUACUCCAUACCUCUCCGCAUUUCCCAUUUUCACGGCCGUAAUGAGGCAAUGAGACGACUGGCAGUCGGCAGCCGGAACACCAGCAGCAUCGAAGCCAUGACAUCUGGAGCUAGCCGGAGUCUGGUGCUUUGGCCUCUGGCCGAGUGAAAAGGAUAGCUGCCAGGGAGGAAGCGAUGCUGCGCGAUAUCUUUCUGUAUUUAGUUCUAAUCGUUUUAUUUUGCUUCAUUUUCAUGGCGCAGUUAAUCGUCAACGUUUACGCGUUCCAGCGCCAGCCGUCGCCCCAGAAGGCGGAGCGCAAUGAAAUUAUAUUUGUCUAGAAGACACAACCUCUGAGCCACUUGAGAAAAAAUAACAAAAUACAAGCUGAACCACCCACUCACCUUAAGGGCAAAACAAAGAAAAAAUCUUGAAGAAUUAAUGCAGAGAAAAAUAUUUAACAUUAAUUGACUUUAAUUCGAAUUAAAUGCCACAGGACUAGUUGUGUUCCAAUAUAAAAUAGGUUAUUUUUAAACAUAAUUAUUACAUAUUCUGGAAAAUGUCAUUAUUUAUAUUGGAAUAUAACUAGGAUAGCAAAAGAGUAGAAACCACUUUACGACAAGUUUCUUGAAUCAAGAAUUUCCUCUAACGUUGAAACGUUUUUUUCACGGUGUGGGAAAAUGGAGUGGCAACAAAGGCGACAGUGGCUAGAAGUCAGACCACGGCGGUUUCUAUUUAAUAAGAAAGGGAACUCAACUGGGUUCACCAGCUCACGGUUGAGCGAGAAAAGUGGGAAAAAGUCUGGAGAAUAAAGAGGGAAAUGGCGGAGAUGGCGGGGAAGGGGAGAUCAAAAAGGGGGCUUGGGGGGAUCACCGCAGCAGGAAGAUAAACCCUCGAAGAACUGUUAAACUAGGUUGCUCGCUAAUUAGUAACGGUAGUCUUGGGAGUGCACAAUACACACCACACACCACUGA